Messenger RNA from Pseudomyrmex gracilis, 1661 nucleotides. Its product is annotated as dipeptidase 1-like. The transcript has 12 exons. The coding region runs from base 79 to 1422 and encodes 447 amino acids. The record is from RefSeq and is a predicted model, not a curated record. NCBI's taxonomy places the organism in Eukaryota, Metazoa, Arthropoda, Insecta, Hymenoptera, Formicidae. Gene Ontology annotation, molecular function: metallodipeptidase activity. Gene Ontology annotation, biological process: proteolysis.
UUUCAAGGCAAUGUCAUCCUCUCAGCAGUUCAUCGUGUGAUCUCAUCACCGUCGGGGGAAUACUUCGCUACGUUCUGCAUGGGUGAAACUAGCACGAGUUUUUUAUGUUGUACGGGGAAAAUGAUGUACAUUAACAUCGCCGUCUUCAUAUCAGUCCUUCUACUUGUGAUUGGAUUAUCUGUGGGUCUGAGCGUAAACGUCUUUAAAGGGAGAGACGCUCUCGACUCAGCGCCGCUUAUUGAUGGUCACAAUGACUUGCCGUAUAAUCUUUAUAAGAAGCUGAGCAACAACAUAUCGGCUUUCAAUUUCAAAAGCAAUCUGAGUCAGGACGAGAUCUGGGGAAGAACCGCAUGUCCGUCGUGUUUCACCGAUCUGCCUCGCCUGACUGAGGGCAAAGUGGGUGGACAAUUUUGGGUAGCGUACGUAUCGUGCGAAUCGCAGUACAAGGAUUCCGUGCAGCUGACGUUACGACAGAUCGAUGUGAUCAAGCGGCUGAUACGUCGAUACCCGAAGAAUCUGCAGCUGGUCACCGCCGCAAGUGAUAUCGAGACCGUAUGGAGAACCGGUAGGAUAUCGUCUAUGAUUGCCGUCGAGGGCGGCCACUCCGUGGAUUCGAGCCUGGCGGUUCUGAGGCUCUUUUACGACCUCGGAGUCCGUUACUUGACACUGACUCAUACCUGCAACACGCCGUGGGCUGAUGCGUCUCCCGUAAAUGAUGGAUAUGUGUACAAUCUGACCGAGUUUGGGCAAACAAUGAUUUACGAGAUGAAUCGAAUUGGAAUGCUGAUCGAUCUGUCGCAUGUCUCGCACAACGUUAUGAAAGAGGUACUCGCGACCACGCGAGCUCCCGUCAUAUUCUCACACUCGUCCGCCUUCAGUAUUUGCAGACAUUACAGAAACGUCCCCGACGAUGUUUUGCAUCUGGUUAAAAAAAAUAACGGAAUUGUCAUGGUAAACUUCUAUAACGAAUUUGUGAAUUGCAAUAUCACGAGAAACGCAACGAUCGACGAUGUUGUAGAUCAUAUUAAUUACAUUCGAAAUCUUAUCGGUGUGGAUCAUGUUGGUAUUGGUGCAGAUUAUGACGGCGUAACCUCAAUGCCGAUAGGUUUGGAGGAUGUAUCCAAAUUUCCCGAUCUCUUCGAUCGCUUGCACGAGAAUCGUGAAAGGGAACCGACAUGGACGAGAGAAGAUUUAGAAAAAUUAGCUGGAAGAAACUUUAUUCGAGUUUUCCAAGCAGUAGAAGCGGUGCGGGAUUCCUUAUCGUCCGAAGCACCGUUGGAAGAUGUUAUAACUGGAAAUGAAUUAUACAUCGCACAAAAAAGAGAAGGACUUAAACCCGGCGCGUGUCAAACUGCGCAAGAAUGGAACAAUCUAAAUAUAUCAGAUAUCGAAUCAUUUGUAAAUCAGAAAGAGCAGAGCUAAAAGCAGAUAGCAUAAUACAAAUGUAAUGACCGAUUACUUAUCAUAGCUCCUAUCGCGUGGUAUAAGUAAUAAAUGUGAUUUACAAUGGAAUUAAUGAAGAUUAAUUGGUGUUUAUUAAAUCAUACUUAAAAAUAUCUCUUUUCUUAUAUUUUUGAUGAUAUAUAAUCUUGUAUUGUGCAGUAUGUAAAUGUAAUCGAUUAAAUUUUUUAAAAAUUUUUUUAGUUAACUUACUUUAAAUA